Messenger RNA from Arachis ipaensis, 935 nucleotides. NCBI's taxonomy places the organism in Eukaryota, Viridiplantae, Streptophyta, Magnoliopsida, Fabales, Fabaceae. The record is from RefSeq and is a predicted model, not a curated record.
AUUAGCAAUAUAUUUGAAUGAAUUAGGUCCCCAACCCCGAUCCAAUGCUUUGCAAUCAUGCACAAUGUAUUAAUGGUAGCAAUAGCAUUGUCCUCUUUUGUCUCAGGACACGUCAUGUUAUUGAGAUGCUUCUUUCCUCUUUCAUCAUCUAUUCACUAUUCAAUUGUCCCCUUCUUCCAUUUCGACCAAAAACCGAUUCCUUCCAAUUCCAUCAUCGUUAAUCAUCUCUGCAUAACUAACACACACUCUUCUUCUUCUUCUUCUUCUUCUUCCUCCUCCUCCUCCUCUUUCUCUGGAAUCAAUCAAAAGUAAGAGAGUGUUUUUAUUUUGAAUUAAUUAAAUUAAUGACGACAAGCACACAAGCCUAUGGUGAACCCUGGUAUUGGGACAACCGCUACUCCAACGAACCUGGACCCUUCGAUUGGUACCAAAAAUACCUAACUUUGGCCCCAAUCAUCAACCUCUAUGUCCCUCGCCACCACUCCACCCUCGUUGUUGGUUGCGGCAACUCAGCUUUCAGUGAAGGCAUGGUUGAUGAUGGUUACAGUGAUGUUGUUAACGUUGAUAUAUCUUCUGUGGUGAUUGAAGCUAUGCAGAACAAAUACAAGGAUCGUCCACACUUGAAAUAUAUGAAAAUGGAUGUGAGAGACAUGAGUGCUUUUGAAUCAGAGUCUUUUGGUGCAGUUAUUGACAAAGUGUGGGAAUAAUUCAAGACAAAAUGCUACGAAGAUGCUUGGGGAAGUGUGGAGGGUCCUCAAGGAAAAAGGAGUUUAUGUUCUGGUAACAUAUGGCGCUCCACUAUAUCGCCUACGAUUGUUAAGGGAAUCAUGCUCAUGGACUAUAAAACUCCAUGUAAUAGCCUCGUGCAUCGAGAUUUGGAGAAUGACGAUUAACUAAACCUGUGUCAAUGACGGCUGUCACUAUAUAUGCAGAGA